Molecule: messenger RNA, 754 nt
Organism: Diaporthe batatas
Lineage: Eukaryota; Fungi; Ascomycota; Sordariomycetes; Diaporthales; Diaporthaceae
Exons: 2
Coding region: 215-754 (179 amino acids)
Source: RefSeq, a predicted model, not a curated record
GUGAAUACUUAAGAAAUUCUGAGCCCCCAAAUGAAGAUUCCGUUCACGAUGGCCAUCAAACGACAUCUCCUGCAAAGAGUAAACAUUGCUCGCGACUUACAACUAGUCACUGGUUGACCAGUGCCACAAUUAUCCAGUCCGCACGAUUCCGACCAACCUACAUCACCGGCAGCAUCCAAAACCUCUACAUCUAUACUACAGUCUGCUGGAGACAAUGCCCAACCAACAGCAUCGUCAGGGAUCUGGUCAGCUGAACAAGUCGACACAGGUCGUGAGAACGGCGACCACCUCAUCGAACAACGAAACACAAAAGGCCAUCAUAAUAUGUGGUUUUGCCGCGAUCGGGAAGUCCACCUUCUUGGGAAGCGGGUCUUACAACGGAUAUACGGUGGAUGACCUCGACUCGAGUGGAUUCUCAAAAGAGCCGGAAUGGCCAAAAAAUUAUCUCGACGAGAUCAAAAAGAAGCGUUACCAGAAGACCAUUCUCAUGAUAUCAACACACAAGGCAGUCUACACUCAACUUCUAAAAGAGGGCGUCGACCUCAUCCUGGUUUAUCCCAAGCGGGAACUCAGAUCAGAAUGGGAGGCGAGAAUAAAGGGGCGCGAAAACCGCCUUACGAAGAAGCCCUCCGUUAGUAUGUGGGAUGGUGUGGGCCCCAACUGGGACAAAUGGAUCAAUGAGUAUGAGCAGCAGAAGUGCCCGCGGUACGAAAUGUCUCAAGCGUUUCAGACAGGCUCAAGGAGCUCAAAAUGA